UGGCGGAGGGCGGCCAUGCCGAAGGCGAGCGAGCCGUGCGUGGUGUGCGGGGAAGGCGGCCCGGGCGCCGCCAAGUACCGCUGCCCAGGCUGCCGGCUGCGAUAUUGUUCCCUGCCCUGCUACAAAAAGCACAAAGAACAAUGCCAGGGCCAAAUCUAUCACGGUGCGCAGCCUGCAAAGCCAGAGAUUUCCUGGGAUGCUCAGGAGGAGAGAUCAGUAAAUGCUGAAGGAAGCACGUGGUCUGUGGAUAACAUUUUAACAGAUGACGACGAAGAUGAUAAGGUGCCCCUGGAGAAACUUCAGCUCCUAAGCAAAUCGGAAGAACUCAGAGGCAUUCUGCUCAACCCCCACCUCCGGCAGCUGCUCGUCGACGUCGACCGAGCGGAAGACAAGAGCUUUGCCCUGAGGAAGUCCAUGCAGGAGCCGCUCUUCGUGGAGUUUGCAGACUGUUGCUUGCGGACAGUUGAGCCCCCCGAGAAGGAGAACGAACGGCCAGCCUGAGUUUGGGCUGGGGAGGUCAGCCAGCUCUGGGUCGGCAAGAGCAUGUGCGCGUGCCCCUCCUUGCUCUCUGCCGGAAUCCCAGGCCAGGCUCCCUCAGCCCGGUGGCCUCGCGGCAUGCUGGUUACAGUUCCCAUCGCUGGCCUCGCACUCCCAACAUGUCGUGAAGAGACCCUUUUGGAAAAGGCUCUCCCAGACCAUUCUUCCAAGGGGCCAAUGCUUUGGAUUUGGAAAUGCAAACAUACAGACCAGGCCAGGCAGUUUGGAAAUGGACCUUUGUAGCGCUAACUGUGGGGCGCCAGAAGCGUCAAAAUUAGCUUGUACGCCGUCGUGGCUCUUGAUGCAGCCGGCCUCCUGAAGCUGCACGCUUCUGCUUCGGACACACUGAGUUUCGCCCUCUGGGGCCUCUGCUGUCCUUCAAGCUGCCCAGCUUCCUACGAGGCUUGCAACAGGAGCAAGAUCUGGUUCAUUCCUUGUUUGUGCUAGCACCCCAACCUUCCUUGUGUGGGAUUUACUGGAAAUCUGGUUUUGCUGCCACCAAGUGUGAGCAAAGCAGCCAGGGAGAUGCUGGUAGGUGUCGAGUUCAGAAAGCUGGAUCUCCCACUUCCUUUCACACUGUAAAAAGAGCCUCUGGGUUUGAAACCCCUUAAGUUGCUUGGGAGGGGUGCCCAGCCCUUUCCACCUGUGCUGUUUCCCUGCCUCCUGGUUGAUUGUCUGUGUUUCCUUUUUGGAAUUUUUAAGUCACUGGGCAGGAGGGAUGCCGCUUGCCCUAGAGAUGUCCUUGAAAUACAUUGUGAGUGAGUUUGUUUGA
Varanus komodoensis (Komodo dragon) is the source of this 1309-nucleotide messenger RNA. RefSeq names its product zinc finger HIT-type containing 3 (gene ZNHIT3). The record is from RefSeq and is a predicted model, not a curated record. Gene Ontology annotation, biological process: box C/D snoRNP assembly; maturation of LSU-rRNA from tricistronic rRNA transcript (SSU-rRNA, 5.8S rRNA, LSU-rRNA); snoRNA localization. Lineage: Eukaryota; Metazoa; Chordata; Lepidosauria; Squamata; Varanidae. The transcript is spliced from 5 exons. Gene Ontology annotation, molecular function: protein binding. The coding region runs from base 16 to 501 and encodes 161 amino acids. Gene Ontology annotation, cellular component: pre-snoRNP complex; nucleus.